GGCAGCGAAGAAGGGCACGGGCCCGGCCUUCUCCGCGCCCGCCGCCGCGUCGGGCCUCGCCGCGCGGUACGCGUCUGGGGGCAUGACUCCGUAGACGACGGACACGUUUACGGCGGCCUUCUUGAACACGCGGCCGCCCUGCAGCACGCGGCUGAUCCGCCGCCCCCGCCCGGGCGCGUCCACGCGUCCUCCCGAAACACCACGCCACCGCCGCCGCUGCCCUCCUCGACUGCCUCGAGCGCCGCGCACACCUCCGCCUGCACCCGCCGGAUCAGGCGCUCGAACCGCGCGCGCGCCGACGAAGACCCCGACGACGCCUCCUCCCCGCGGAGAAAUGUCAGCGGUGGCGCGGCUUCCGGCGUCUCCCGCUCCAUGUCCACCUGCGGUCUGCGGGCGGUGUGAGAGCGAGAUUUCAAGGCGAGUCCACCAGCCAGUACGCCCCCUCCACGUGGACUCGUCUUAUCUCCCACCAGCCAGUGCGAUUGGCAACUCCGCCUGUGUACAUUGCGGCGACGGCGACCCGCGAUGAAGCUCCUCGUGUCACCUCCGCCGCCGCUGUUCCCCUCCUCCCCCUGCCGCCGUUCAGGUAAGGCUAUUCUCCAGAAGCAUUUCCAUGCGGUAGCAACACGAGAAUCUUGCAAAUGCGGGGAAGCCAACAGAACGGCGAUCUGCAGGGUUGCAGAGACCCAUGGCUCUGAACAAGUAAAGGGAAGGGAACCACUUACGCGCGGCAGGGUCAGUCCACGCCUCCCGGUGCCCGAGCACAUCCGCCAACCGCCUUACGAUGGUACCGAUCGUCUGCCAGAUGUAAAUCCCGAUCGGCAAAUGCAUGACCGUGAGAGCAUCGUUCAUAUGAGAGCCGCAUGCGAGCUUGCUGCCCGAGUUCUUCAGUAUGCAGGAACAAUGGUGAAGCCCUCCGUGACGACAGAUGAAAUCGACAGGGCAGUUCAUCAGAUGAUCAUUGAUGCUGGUGCCUACCCUUCUCCCCUUGGAUACGGCGGGUUCCCGAAGAGCGUCUGCACGUCGGUGAAUGAGUGCAUCUGCCAUGGAAUUCCUGACUCACGCGCACUACGGGAUGGGGAUAUCAUCAACAUUGAUGUUACUGUCUACUUAAAUGUAGGAUAUCAUGGUGACACCUCAAGAACAUAUCUGUGUGGGGAGGUCGAUGAACCUACUAAGCAGCUUGUAAAGGUCACUGAAGAGUGCAUGCUGAGGGGCAUAUCAGCCUGCAAACAUGGUGUUAGCUUUAAGGCAAUUGGAGAGAGAAUAAGCGAACAUGUGAACAAGUACGGCUACAGCGUCGAUCCCUUCAUCGGGCACGGAGUUGGGACGAUCUUCCAUUCAGAACCCAUCAUAUGGCACACCUAUGAUUAUGAGCCAGGAUUCAUGGUCGCAGGCCAGACAUUCACAAUCGAGCCUACCCUGUCCAUGGGGAGCACACGGUGCAAGGUGUGGGACGACGGCCGGACCGCCAUCACGGUGGAUGGCAGCCUCAACGCGCAGUUCGAGCAUACGGUGCUGGUUACCGUCAACGGUGCAGAGAUUCUCACAAAGUGUUAAGAGAGGGUGAAAGGUGGUGCGUCAGCGUACCGUUUGAGCGUAUGUUCACAAGCGAGUUCAGCCCAUUGACGGCCCGUCUCAUUGAAGAAAAGUUUUCUUUAGAGAGAAAAUUGAAGAAAAAGUUGUUUUUGAGGUUUCCUUGGAACCUACUCCCUCUGUAAACUAAUAUAAGAGCGUUUAGAUCA
This is a messenger RNA of Triticum aestivum (bread wheat), 1745 nucleotides long. RefSeq names its product methionine aminopeptidase 1B, chloroplastic. The transcript has 10 exons. The coding region runs from base 526 to 1560 and encodes 344 amino acids. Gene Ontology annotation, molecular function: metalloaminopeptidase activity. Gene Ontology annotation, biological process: proteolysis. NCBI's taxonomy places the organism in Eukaryota, Viridiplantae, Streptophyta, Magnoliopsida, Poales, Poaceae. The record is from RefSeq and is a predicted model, not a curated record. Gene Ontology annotation, cellular component: chloroplast.